AUGUUUUUUAAGACUAAGGAAGAUCCGCAAGCACCUAUAAGUGAGGAAGAGUUUGACCACCUUAUGCAGGUGGCCAGAGCUCAGCAAAAAGUGGAGCAUGAUCUUACAAGGUGGCAAGCAACCAAGGCUUACACUUGGACAGUGUACUUCAUGUUUGUUUGUGUGUGGUCGAUGGUCCUCGUCGGCUACGAAAAUCAAGCCGGAGGUAUGGUUGUUAGCAUUCCGCAAUUCAGGGAAGACUUUGGCUUUUAUUAUGAAGGAGACUAUGUUUUGGAAGCCAAAUGGCAGUCUGCCAUAACCGGUGCUCCUACUGGCGCCCUUGCAGUGGGCUUCAUGUUGGGCUCAUUUUUUGCUGAUAGGGUUGGUAGAAGAAACACUUUAUUUUGUGCUGUCUUGCUCACCGUGCCAUUCAUUACACUUGAAUAUAUUGCAACUUCCAUUCAAGUGUUUUUCCUGGGAAAGUUUUUCAACAGCUUCUGUUUGGGAAUCAUUUCUUCUUGUUGUUCAGUUUAUGUUUCUGAAUGUGCACCUCUUGCCUUAAGAGGAUUUUUUGCUGCAACACUCGCCCUUGCUCUCUGUAUUGGUCCAUUCAUCUGUGUUCUCAUUAAUAACACAACAAGUACUUACACUACACGAAUGGCUUACAGAGGAAUUUUCAUUCCCCAAUGGAUCUUUUCCAUUACUGCAAUGGCUAUGAUUACAACUAUUCCAGAAUCAGCUUACUGGUUCCUUUCCAAAGGUAAACGUCAACAGGCUCUUAAGUCCUUGAAAAAGAUGUAUCGAGAGGAAAGUGUUAUACAAAAACAAUACGCCAUGAUGUACGUGACCGUCAUGGAGGCUAGCGAGAUAUCGGCUAAAGCGGGCACUUAUGUGGACUGUUUCAAGGCUAAAGACUUGCGUCGUACUCUGCUUGUCAUCUUUCCCCUAUUCAUGCAGGCAAUGAGUGGUGUUUCUUAUGUGACCAGUUACUCAACCUAUUACUAUCAAUACGCGGGAUAUGGUACCCAAAAAUCUUUCCAAAUAUCAUGUGGUGCGCAGGCUCUAUCUAUUUCAGGGGUCAUUAGUUCCUGGUUCAUUAUCGACCGAUUUGGUCGUCGACCAUUAAUGAUCGGGGGCAUGAUUGCCAUAACCAUUCUAAACCUUUUGAUUGCCAGCACGGGUAUCGACAAAAGCAAUAUACCGGCAAUGAAAACAUCUUCAGGAUUUAUGGCAAUGUACAACUACGUGUACAACAUUGCGUUGGGAGCGGUUCCUUACAUUUUGGCGUCUGAGGUGUCGUCCGUUUUCUUGAGAGCAAAGACGUAUGCGCUUGCAAACCUAACAAACAAUGCUUUGCAAUGCAUGUGGCAGUUUGUGCUUCCGUAUAUGUUUAACGCAAACGAGGCAAACAUGGGAUCAAAAAUCAAUUUCAUAUUCACAGGGUGCUCAUUCCUUUCGAUCUUUGUGUUCUACUUUUACCUUCCGGAAACCGCGGGGCGCUCCUUUGAGGAGAUCGACGAGAUGUUUGCUCUGAAGAUUCCUGCGCGCCAGUGGAAACACUGGCAAACAAAAAAACAGGAGGAGUCUGACCAGUACUUGAAAGAGCUGAAAAUCGUCGAGUCUCACGAUGAGCUUCCGAAAACGAUUGUGUAG
Molecule: messenger RNA, 1632 nt
Organism: Ogataea parapolymorpha DL-1
Lineage: Eukaryota; Fungi; Ascomycota; Pichiomycetes; Pichiales; Pichiaceae
Product: MFS transporter, sugar porter (SP) family
Exons: 1
Coding region: 1-1632 (543 amino acids)
Biological process (GO): transmembrane transport; carbohydrate transport
Cellular component (GO): membrane
Molecular function (GO): carbohydrate:proton symporter activity
Source: RefSeq, a predicted model, not a curated record